This is a messenger RNA of Drosophila sechellia, 527 nucleotides long. RefSeq lists its product as uncharacterized. The transcript is spliced from 2 exons. NCBI's taxonomy places the organism in Eukaryota, Metazoa, Arthropoda, Insecta, Diptera, Drosophilidae. The record is from RefSeq and is a predicted model, not a curated record. The coding region runs from base 109 to 393 and encodes 94 amino acids.
UUGGGGAAUCGAACCUGGCCCUGAGAAGGCUGUCGGCCGGGUUACAUUAGUGUUUCAAUCACCUCACAUUAGGCACGCUGCUUUGUCUACUACCCAGUCGAGCGCAAGAUGAAGAAGUCCGGGGACUUUCUCUCCCUGCUCAACAAUCGCGAUCUGCUGAAGACUCCGUCCGGCAACUCCAUCGUGAACUUCCUGGUGAAACCGAUGAGCGUGGAAAUGAACACGGCGGACAAUCUUAUCACGGGUGCCAGGCGCCAGCGAAUGAUGGAGCUCUUCCAGGAGGACCGCGCCUGGGAGGCCGCCGAGUUGUCCCGCUUCGGACUGAGCUGCAUCAAGGCCCCGGACUGCUAUCCCUGCUGCACUCCCUUCGAGUGCUCCAAGGCCAAGUUCUAGGACUAAAUGAUACAUUGAUGUGGUCUUUUCUUGUAUGUGUGUGAGAAUCAAAUCCAUACGUUAAUCAACCUUUAAAUUCCUUCCUCGCAAAAGAGGGGAUUCUCUAGGAGAUUAGAAAACCUAUUUCGUUGAAA